CGCCCAUUCUCUUCCCUCCUCCGUCCACCUGCUUCACCGGUCUGCCCAUCGUCUCUCUUGGUGACGGUCGUCGCUAUACGGCUCUCACAGUCGCGGUUGACUUCCUGCACCUGCGCUGCGUGCUUCUGUCCGGCGGCAUAUAUCUCGUUCUUCCGUUCGACAAGGCUUACGCAUCGGGACCGCUGUUCAAGGCACCUUGGGCUACUACAUUGGUUGGGAUCGGCACUACGGUUGAGGUCUGCUAUGUCUUUUCGUAUUGCAGCUUCGCCGCCUUUGAGGCGAGUAGUCACAGCGUUCGUCGCAGCCGUUGGACGGUUAGACAAGUCGCUCUCUCCAAGCGAUACGAUCCAUCGUUUACGACAGUAUAACUUCACCUUCGCCGAUACGGCGUACUUCUUCCACAUCGCCCUCGCAGCAUUCUGGCUAUACAUCAUGGACGUGCCCAUCAUCCUCAAGUUGAUGAUACCCCUGCUAUACACGUUUGCAGUUCUCAUACCUCUAACGUCACAGUUCUUCGUGCCAGCAACCCCCAUCUUUCUCUACCUUCUCAGCUUCUUCUCAUCGAAAUACAUCCCGAAGGAGUACCGCCCAACACCAUCGGUCGUCUUGCUGCCGACGCUGGAGUCGGUGCUGUAUGGUGCGAACGUGUCCGACAUCCUCACGCGGUUCACCCAUCCAAUUCUCGACCUACUCGCAUGGGUACCGUACGGUGUCGGCCACUACGUCAUUCCGUUCAUCGUCGCCGCGUUCCUCUGGCUGUUCCGUCCCAAGGAGUCCCUUCACUACUGGUCUCGCGCGUUCGGCUUCAUGAACCUGACAGGAGUGCUCAUCCAAAUCGUCUUCCCGUGCGCCGCACCAUGGUACGAGCUCAUUUACGGCCUCACGCCCGCCGACUAUACGAUUCGGGGCUCUCCCGGCGGUCUUGCGCGGAUCGACCGGCUCUUCCACUCCAGCGGAUACACGGCUGCAUUCUCCAACUCUCCGCUCGUCUUCGGCGCGUUCCCCUCCCUCCACGCCGCAUCCGCAACGAUGGAGGCACUCUUCAUGUCGCACUUCUUCCCACAGACCACCAAAUGGGUCUUUGGCUACGCGGCGGUGCUCUACUGGGCGACGAUGUACCUCACGCACCACUACCUCGUCGAUGUCGUCGGCGGGUCCUGCCUCGCGGUCGCCUUCUUCUACCUCAUGAUGCCCGAGGAGCUUAAGAGCCCUGCCGCGGCGACCGCCUCCCCGAUCGGGCUCGGCGCACCGACGUACCGCUCCAAGUACGAGAUCUACGACCUCGAGGAGCCGCGCGGGCGUGGGGGGCGCGGAGGGCGCGGCAACGGCGCAAUCAUGCGCGACGCGGAGGCGUUCGACCUCGAGGAGCUCUCUGAUCGCGAGAGCGACUCGGAGAUGGACAUCACGUACCGCUCGCCGGUCGUGCCCAACGGCCCGCCGUCUUCCGUGCCGCUGGUGAAGUCGGGCGGGCGGGCGUCGCCGACGAGGAAGAGCCAUAGGCAUACGGCGAGCAUCGCGAGCCUCAUUCGGUCGGAGGACAGGGGCGAUGAAGGGUGGAGUCCGAUCGGGGGGUCGUUUGCGUUCCCGCCGACGCCGACGAGGGCGCAGGCGUUUGAGGAGGGCAAGGGUCCGAGGGCGACGUGAAGGGGUUUGCAGGGUUGCAUCUAGGAAGGGGCUGCGAGUUCUGGUGUGCAAGAUGUGUAUCUCGCUCUGGGCACGUUGAUUCUCUGUGCCAUCCUUUCGUUACGGCCUGGUUCAAAUCCUAUCCUAUUUCUCAUCUCAUCUCUAAAAAGCUGCGAGAUGAACGUAUGUAUAUAUGGUGGAACAGCAUGCCGAUCAAGGCAG
Dichomitus squalens LYAD-421 SS1 is the source of this 1845-nucleotide messenger RNA. RefSeq names its product PAP2-domain-containing protein. Gene Ontology annotation, molecular function: inositol phosphoceramide synthase activity. The transcript is spliced from 2 exons. Lineage: Eukaryota; Fungi; Basidiomycota; Agaricomycetes; Polyporales; Polyporaceae. Gene Ontology annotation, biological process: sphingolipid biosynthetic process; inositol phosphoceramide metabolic process. The record is from RefSeq and is a predicted model, not a curated record. Bases 244 to 1644 code for a protein of 466 amino acids. Gene Ontology annotation, cellular component: inositol phosphoceramide synthase complex.